This is a messenger RNA of Triticum dicoccoides, 3380 nucleotides long. Its product is annotated as 26S proteasome non-ATPase regulatory subunit 1 homolog A-like. Lineage: Eukaryota; Viridiplantae; Streptophyta; Magnoliopsida; Poales; Poaceae. Gene Ontology annotation, biological process: proteasome-mediated ubiquitin-dependent protein catabolic process; regulation of protein catabolic process. Bases 93 to 3182 code for a protein of 1029 amino acids. The record is from RefSeq and is a predicted model, not a curated record. Gene Ontology annotation, cellular component: proteasome storage granule; nucleus; proteasome complex. The transcript has 12 exons. Gene Ontology annotation, molecular function: enzyme regulator activity.
CCAGGUCGUGCUCAUCCUCCAACUCACGACACGCCCCGCACCGAACCGAACCACAGACCAUCGCGCACACCAACCUCUUCGCCGACGCGGCCAUGGCGGCGACAGCGACGGUGAGCUCGGCGGGCGGGAUCCUCGCCAUGCUCCACGAGCCGGCGGAGGAGCUCAAGCUGCACGCGCUCGCCAGCCUCAACUCCGUCGUCCACCUCUUCUACCCGGAGAUCUCCACCAGCAUCCCCGCCAUCGAGAGCAUGUAUGAAGACGACGAAUUUGACCAGAGACAGCUUGCUGCACUAGUUGUUUCUAAGGUGUUCUACUACCUGGGCGAGUUAAAUGAUGCACUGUCGUAUGCACUUGGUGCUGGACCUCUGUUUGACGUUUCUGAGGAUUCUGAUUAUGCUCUGGCUCUUUUAGCCAAAGCAUUAGAUGAAUAUGCGAGUUUCAAGACAAGAGCUUCUAAAGCUAUGGAGGAAGAAGAGAAUGUGGAUCCUAGACUAGAGGCCAUAGUGGAGAGGAUGUUGGAGAGGUGUAUUCUUGAUGGGAAAUACCAACAGGCCAUGGGUAUGGCUGUUGAAUGCAGGAGACUGGAUAAGCUGGAGGAAGCAAUUGUUCAGUGUGCUAAUAUUCACGGGGCUCUUUCAUAUUGCAUCAACCUUUCUCAUCAAUAUGUUAGUCACCGUGAAUAUCGUUCUGAGGUUCUUCGCUGUCUUGUUAAAAUAUACCAGACUUUGCCGCAUCCAGAUUAUCUGAGCAUCUGCCAGUGCCUUAUGGUUCUGGGCGAGCAUGAAACUGUUGCGAAUAUAUUGGACACACUACUUUCUGGAAGCCAGGAUGAUGCUCUCAUUGCAUACCAAAUUGCUUUUGAUCUAGUGGAAAAUGAAAAUCAGGCCUUCCUUCUGAAUGUGGGGAAUCGCCUGGACUCACAGACUCCUGGCCAGUCAGCUUUACCGGUUGAUCAGACUGUUAACGCGCGUACAACUAGCACAGAACCAGCGGGUGAUGUUCAGAUGGGAGAUGGCACAACUACUUCAAACAGAAAUGCUCACCCAGUGGAUCCAAAUGAGGCAGCGCAUGCUGAUAGGCUUGCAAAACUUAAAGGGAUACUGUCAGGGGAGAAGUCUAUUCAGCUUACGCUGCAAUUUUUGUAUAGCCACAACAGGUCUGAUCUUCUAAUUCUGAAGACAAUAAAGCAGGCUGUGGAAACGAGUGGCAAUGUUUGCCAUAGUGCAACUGUUUGUUCCAAUGCGAUCAUGCAUGCAGGAACAACUGUAGAUACCUUUUUAAGAGAAAAUCUGGAAUGGUUAAGCAAGGCAACCAAUUGGGCUAAAUUUAGUGCGACAGCUGGACUGGGUGUCAUUCAUAGAGGCCACCUUCAGCAAGGUCGGGCUUUGAUGGCCCCGUACCUACCUCAAAAUGGUGCAGUUGGUGGUGGCAGUCCAUAUUCAGAAGGUGGUGCCCUCUAUGCUUUAGGUUUGAUUCAUGCCAACCAUGGCGAAGGAAUCAAACAAUUCCUCCGUGAAAGCCUUCGCAACACCAGUGCAGAGGUGACAUUUUGUUCCUUGUCCUUUUUGCGUAAUGCUAAUUAUAUUGUGAAUUUUCUUAAUCAAAACUGUAUUAUUAUACAGGUCAUCCAGCAUGGUGCCUGUUUGGGACUUGGGCUUGCAUCUCUCGGGACAGCAGAUGAAGAAGUGUUUGAGGACAUAAAGAAUGUCCUUUACACAGACAGUGCAGUAGCUGGUGAAGCAGCUGGUAUCGGCAUGGGUUUGCUCAUGGUUGGCACAGCCAGUGAGAAGGCCGGUGAGAUGCUUGCUUAUGCACAUGAUACACAGCAUGAAAAGAUUAUCAGGGGUUUGGCACUUGGCAUCGCAUUGACAAUGUAUGGCAGGGAGGAGGAAGCUGACACCUUGAUCGAACAAAUGACUAGAGAUCAAGAUCCCAUACUACGUUAUGGUGGUAUGUAUGCAUUGGCUCUAGCGUACAGAGGAACUGCAAACAACAAAGCUAUCCAUCAGCUGCUGCACUUCGCUGUAUCGGACGUCAGUGAUGAUGUUCGUAGGACUGCAGUUAUGGGUCUUGGAUUUGUUCUAUACAACGAACCUGAGCAGACUCCAAGAAUUGUGUCCCUGCUCUCUGAAUCGUACAACCCACAUGUUCGUUAUGGUGCAGCCCUAGCUGUUGGGAUAUCCUGUGCAGGCACAGGGUUAAGUGAUGCCAUUUCCUUGUUGGAGCCUCUCACAUCAGACGUUGUUGACUUCGUACGCCAGGGGGCUCUAAUUGCUAUGGCAAUGGUCAUGAUCCAGACUAAUGAGUCCUUUGAUUCUCGUGUUGGAACAUUUAGGCGUCAGUUGGAAAAGAUCAUUCUUGACAAGCACGAGGACACCAUGAGCAAAAUGGGCGCCAUACUUGCUUCUGGCAUUCUAGAUGCCGGUGGCAGGAAUGUCACAAUCAAACUUCGCUCGAGGAACAAGCAUGACAAGCUCACUGCUGUGAUUGGCCUCGCUGUUUUCACCCAGUUCUGGUACUGGUACCCUCUCCUAUACUUCAUCAGCCUGGCCUUCUCGCCAACGGCCAUCAUGGGUCUCAACUCGAAUCUGGAAGUGCCGAAGUUUGAAUUUAUGUCACAUGCUAAGCCGUCCCUCUUUGAGUAUCCGAAACCGACGACCCAGCAGGCUACAACUUCGGCUGUCGAGCUGCCCACAGCCAUUUUGUCAACCUAUGCCAAGGCAAAAUCUAGGGCGAAGAAGGAUGCGGAAAGCAAAGCUGCUGCUAACCAGGAGAAGACAGCAGCAGAAGCAGAAAGCAAAGCUGCUAACCAGGAGAAGUCAACGGAAGAUGCUUCCGGUUCUACUUCUGGCAAGGCAGCUGAUGCAAUGCAGGUGGACAGCACUGCAGAGAAGAAGGCUCCAGAGCCAGAACCGGCCUUCCAGAUCCUGGCGAACCCAGCCCGCGUCGUCCCCCUGCAGGAGAAGUUCAUCAAGUUCAUCGAGGGCAGCCGAUACGUCCCCGUGAGGCCCGCCCCCUGCGGCGGGUUCAUCCUCCUACGAGACAUGCAGCCCAGCGAGGCCGAGGAGCUCGUCGUGCUCACCGACGCCCCCGCGACAGGGCAGCCGGUGCCCGGUGCCUCUGCCAUGGCCGUCGACGACGACGAGCCCCAGCCGCCCCAACCUUUUGAGUACCUGUCCUGAUUCAUGAUAUGUGAGAGCAUCGCCUGUAUAUACAUUUCUUAUUCCCUUUUUCCAGUAUUUUUUGUGCGGGAAUUUGUUGUUUGUCGGAAACUGUGUAGAGUCAUGGCUUCAUCAGAAGUUGAGAAUUUAGCUGGAAUGAGAAUCGCCUGUGUAUACGUUUCUCCUCGAGGCGUUGAUAGUUAUUUCUCCUUUCAAAAA